AUGUCGCGCACUCUAUCACUCGCCGUUUUUAUCAUCGCAGGUCAGUUUUUGCUUUUUCUUAUCCAAUACUCGACAACGUUUUCUCUUUGUUCAGUAGGACUCGUGUCUGUGGCCGAAGGUCGAUACAAGCGUCAAACUUACCAGUAUGAUCCGUACCUCAUGUCAUUUGCCCAUCCACAUCCAGGAACCAAAGUGCAACAGGGAUACUUAGCGAGAUAUGCUCCACAGGACUGGCCGAAAUGGUAUGUAAUCCCAUUGAUUCUCAGCUAGGAACAAGAAACAAAGGAAAAAACUGUUUGUAGGUAUUCGCGGAACAUGAUGAAGUGGACUGGAGAAUCAAGAUUCUCGCCGUACGAUAAGUCCGACGCCAGAUAUCCGAAUUGGCAUAAUGAGUUUUCGAACAGAAGAGUGUGAGAUUCCAUCGCGACUCUUUCCCCCUACAUUUCACCUCUUGCUUCGUUGAUAUCAUUUUUUCUUCUGGUACUCUUAUGGAUUUGUAAAUAAAUAAAUAAUUUUAUAUAAAUCACGUCUUUAACCAGAACAACCGAUUGACAAGGAAGAACGAUCAUGUCACAAUCUUCUGCAUUACCGAAGGAGGUCUCAUGCAUUCUCCGCCACUCUAUCGUGAUAACACGUUGGAAAAAGAAAAGAAAGCAAUUCUUCCCUGAAAAAUCAAUUGACAAACGAAACCAAACCAUACAUCGGUGGUGUUUUUCUUAUCAACUGUGGCAUUCGGCCGAACUCACUUCCCCACACUUUGGCUCCAUCGACUUGUUCCAAGUUCUGCUCUACUCCGAAUCACCUUUUACUCCCACUGAGUGACACGGCGAUACCAACAUUUUUGAGCUGAUAAGAAGUGCAUUUCACUUAUUGGUAGGGGUGUUCCAACUGACAAGGAGAGUUUGAGAAGACCUCUGAGAAGAUUUUUGGUUUAACUUUCAUAAAAGCGAUUGACCAUACUUGUUUUCGGCUGCAAAAAGUCAGUCACGUGACAAAGGGACUUUGGACUCUGCCACUUUUUCUUUUGACGCCAUAAAUCGGAAUACUGAUAGUCCGGGUUGGCGCCAUAAAAUGCAUAGAGUAGUUCCAGACUGUCAAUCACUAUUUUGAUAACAGACAUUUCGCGAUUUUUCGCGAAGAGCGCUCAUUUAAAAACGGCACAGAAACUUCAUUUUCAGGACACAAAGCGGUCGCUUAUCAAUUUUUUAGCCAUUCGCGGCCUACCUCGACAAACACUAAUCUACAACUUACUAUCUUUCGUUAGUUAAAGAAGCCGUUCGUCGUUUUCAGUUGCUUGUAGAGUCUAAGUGUUCCAAACUAGCCUCUAUAAAGUAAUUUUUUUCGGGGGGAAUGUCUCUCAGACAGAAUAUGAUGACAGUUAAGCGAACCUUGACCUCUUAUGAUUUGAAAGAAAUUUAUCUUUAUUGGAAUUUGAAUGACCUGUGAAUGGCAAUCAACGAUAAAUAGAAGUUGGUGAAGACCCCAGCCACAAUUUAUCUUUUUCCACCCGUUUUCCGCUUACCAUUUUCUCUCUCUUUCUCUUUCUAGGAAAAGAAACCGACUGCUAUGAUUUUUUGUCCAAGUAAUCAGAAACACCAUAAAAUUUUUCGAACCGUCCUUAUCAUACUUGAGCGAAACGGUAAAACGGUUUUGUUGAUAGAAACGGUAAAAUUAUGAGAACAGAAAAAUACUGGUUCUUAUGUAGUUAAAAUUUUUUCCUCUUCUUUAAAUCUUCAAUCGGUUUUAAAAACAAUUUCUGAAAAUAAUUUUCAAAGCUGAUUAUUCCGUUUUUGCAGAGCCAUGGAAGAGCUGAACAAGCAACCUAUGGAUGUACGUUUUGGUUUAUUUGAAAACGUUUUUGACAAUAUCACUUUCAGGAGUGGAUUCUGACCCAGAUCGAAUGGAUUGAUCAUUUCGCAGCUGGAAUGGUAUAGCACAAGAGUUGGCCCCCAAAACGGUCUUUUCAGAUUGAACAGAAGCCCGAAUUGAACGAACUGAUCAGGAACGAAGUCGAAGAUUACGAGAAACAAUUUAAUGAGAUGCGGGAGCAGUUCGAACUCGCACUUGCAAAAGUACUGGAUCCAAAUUUCCACCCAGAACAGGACUUCAAUGUACGUUUGUUUCCAAAAUAAGAUCCAAAUAGAUUCAUCGAUUGUUUUCAGGAAAAUCUAGGACAUUUGGAAGAAUGGUUAGAAUAUUCAUGCAAGCAUUUGAAUGGUAUUCUUCCGAGACGAAUAGAGUGCUAA
This is a messenger RNA of Caenorhabditis sp. 36 PRJEB53466, 2246 nucleotides long. The record is from the annotation of a GenBank genome assembly. Lineage: Eukaryota; Metazoa; Nematoda; Chromadorea; Rhabditida; Rhabditidae.